Pestalotiopsis fici W106-1 is the source of this 1554-nucleotide messenger RNA. RefSeq lists its product as uncharacterized. Gene Ontology annotation, molecular function: tRNA (guanine(46)-N7)-methyltransferase activity; protein binding. The record is from RefSeq and is a predicted model, not a curated record. The coding region runs from base 1 to 1554 and encodes 517 amino acids. The transcript has 3 exons. Gene Ontology annotation, cellular component: cytosol; nucleus; tRNA methyltransferase complex. Gene Ontology annotation, biological process: RNA (guanine-N7)-methylation. Lineage: Eukaryota; Fungi; Ascomycota; Sordariomycetes; Amphisphaeriales; Sporocadaceae.
AUGUCUUUGCCAUAUCAAUGCGUCACCACCUUGGGACAAGAUGGCAUUGUAGCUUCUGCAAGGGGCACUGCCAUCUUUACCUUUAGCCCGAAAGGAAUAUUGGUCUCGUCCUGGGAACACCCCGCAACGCAGCACAAAAACACCACCACUGGCGAUUCCCCAGCGGAGGACAAUGUCGAACAGGCAGCAGAGGAGCCCGAGGAGGGCUCAUCGCCAACCAAAAGGCGCAAGGUGGAGACAGUGACUGGUGUGGAAGCCGUAGCUGCCAGCUCGGGAGAAGGAUCGGAGCAGCAGGCGCAAGUCGAAGUCCAGGGAGAGGAGCAGAAGCGGACCAAGAAGGGCAGGCAUUUGAACAAACUGUCUCCCGCGGACCAGCCUCAUAUCAAUCUCUUGAGAACCACCUCAAAUGGGAGCCACUUGAUUGUGGUAACGGGCACGGACAAGGCUGUGUGGGUGUUUGAACAUGAUGGCGAGGGCAAAUUAACAGAGCUUAGCCAAAGAUGUAUGCCCAAGCGGCCGUGCGACCUGGCAGUGACGUCAGAUGACAAGACGAUUCUGGUGGCUGACAAAUUCGGAGACGUCUACUCACUGCCUCUCAUUCAGACGGAAGAGCUAGUUGAGGGCGCUGCGACCCCUAAGGGGUACCAGCCCAUGCCAUCCAAGGGCGCAGACAACUUGACCGUCCACACCCAGCGCAAUCUCAAGGCGCUGAUAGACCAGGAGCGCCAGCGCCAGUCCAACCCCCAGCCCAAGACCAAGGAGGCCCCCAAGUUUGUCCACGAGCUCCUGAUCGGCCAUGUGUCCAUGCUCACGGCCAUUGCCGUGGGAGCUUCGGCCAACGGCAAGCCGUACAUUCUGACGGCCGAUCGCGACGAGCACAUUCGCGUCUCCCGCGGCAUACCCCAGGCCCAUGUCAUUGAGAACUUUUGCCUCGGCCACAAGUCCUUUGUCAAUGCGCUGUGCCUCCCGCGGCCGGAUGUUCUAGUGUCGGGUGGCGGCGAUGACGAGCUCUACGUUUGGGAUUGGCUCAAUGGUACUCUGAAGGGCAAGACGGAUCUACUCGGUCCCGUCAAACAGGUUGUUCCCGAGGCCACCAAGGUUGCCGUUUCCAGGCUUGUAUCAUCACAAGACGGCUGGGUCAUGGUCAUAUGCGAAAGGGUCCGCGCCGUUUUCGCCUUCCUCUUUUCCAAUGAAAAGCUCACUUUUGUAGAAGCGCUCAAGGUUCCAGGCAACGCGCUCGACGUGGCCAUCAUCCCAGCCACCGAGAAGAGACCCAGCAGAGUCGUCAUUGGUUUCGACAACGAGACGGAAUCGACCAGCAGCGCGGCUGAACCUCAACUCGCAGUCUUUGAGGAGCGUGGGGAGUUCUGGGAGUCGAUCGACUUUGAGUACCAGGACACUGACAUAAGCAAAAUCGAGUGUACUAGAGCCAGCCUCGAUAAUGUUUUCUACGCUGUCGAGAACCUACGCAAGACUGAGAAUCCGUACGGUGAUGACGACGGAGAAGAUACGCCUGCAGCAGACUCUGAAGGACCUUCCUCGGCGGCGAACUAG